UUUUUUUAGGUUUAUAUUAAAAACAACUUUGAUUUGAAGCCAUGGGUUGGAACCUGACGUCAACAAACAUGGCGGAGCUGCAGUAGUUCAAUCUAAGCACCAUGUGAACUUUUAGAGUUUUCCUCUUCUUUUGUCAGUGUUAACACCACAGGCACAUUAUUCGGACAUGGCAACGGUUCAACCUCCACAUGCGGGGGACAAACCAUUGUUUUCGAACAAACACAAGCCACAAAAGACAUACUACAGGAAACUCAAACGUCAUUUCUGCAUUUUGUGUCGUAAUUCAUACAUGAAAAAUAGAUCCCACGAGCAUAUGCACAACAUACUACACCACAAACAGCUGGAAUUAGUGCUGGGCAAUGUUGACUGUCAUGAUUGCCUGGUGUGCAAGGUGUACUCCAUGGAUCUGGAUCAGUUCACCAAGCACAUUGCCACAUCUCAACAUGAAACCAAUUUAAAGAGCCUGAUGAAGAAGAACAUGAAGGCUGUUUCACUUUCUGCUACACUCCCCCAAGAGGCCUACAACAGGAUCCUGGAGUGGAGCAAGAGCUUAAAGAAGGAGGAGAAAAAAAUAGUAAAAAAGAAAAGAAAGAAAAAUAAGCAAAUGGCUGGGCAGAAACGUGCAACAAUGCCACAAGGAGCCAAUGGACAACCACAGGCAAUGCAGACACUGGCUAGUACCGACAGAUUCAAACAAGGAAACCAGAUGCAGCAAGGCAACCACACCUCCGUCUUCCAAAACAAGGAGAACAAACUGCAUCAGCGCGUUGACACCACAAGCAACCGCUCCAAAAACAGCCAAUCAGGUGGCGCCAAUAUCCCCGUGGUGGGCAAGUAUCACAACAGGCCGUACCAGACUGAGGACACAAACGACUACACUAGUGAUCAGCUUCCUCAUUUAGGAAGCAUCAUCUUCAGCCAAUAUGAGCAUAGCGGGUCUUCUCAACCACAGCAAAGUGCUCCAGAGUCAAACAUGAGCAUGGCGAAUCCGCUUUCCAUACAGGACAUGGACGUCAGCUCCAUGCUUAAAGAAAUUAGACGGGCGCUUGGUGUGAGGGAGCCGUGUAGGGCAGAUCGGGAAGCUCGGAAGCAGAACGCUGCCGAGUCAGGAACCCGGACGUCUGAGCCUUGCUCUUCAACUCUCAAUAAGGGCAUCAAAACAUCUCAUGGUGACACUGGUGACCCAGUCAGGAGAGAGACAAGCCAGUUGCUUAGCUCCACAUCUACAGUUGAGUCUAACAGGGAGAGUAGAGGCAAGGUUCGGAUUGCUCACAAAGGCGCGGGUGAAAUCCCCGUCAAGACCAUCCCGAUGUUAUCCGCUUUGUCUGGGCCUAAAAGUAAACCGAGCUGGAGGCAGAAGUACAGUGAGAUGAAUAAGAACAAGCAGAAGGACAAAGAAGGGCUUCCCAGGUUUGGAAUUGAGUUGCUGAACCCUGAGCACAACCAAUCUACAAACAUCGCUGAUGACCUGCCCCUCUCAGAGGGUUUCCACUGGGAGUCUGUCUCAAGUCCAUGCAUGCCCCUUCCUCCUGCUAUUCCUGCUCCUCUUUCUCCUCGCCAAGACACGCCAGAGAGUGCGCCCAAUGCAGACACACAGUUGGAGUCAAGCAUACAAGCGUUAACUGUGAAAGUGGAGCGCAAGGAGGAGAAUAGUGAUGCCAACAAGAGGAAACGCCAACAACCACACAAUGAUGGUGUUUCUGAUAAGGAAGCAAAUGUUAAACGGAGGAAGACAACGUUAAAGAAAGACCAAAACCAAAUGGACCAGCUUUUAUCGGUGUCCCUCCGGGAAGAGGAGCUGAAUCAUUCCCUGCAAGAUUUGGACAAGUCACUAGUUCUGGCCCGGAAUGCCUUACAAUUGGCCUACACGGAAGUGCAAAGACUUGUGUUAUUGAGGCAGCAGUGCACUGCCGAGGUGGACAGUCUGAGAGCCAGACGUAUUGAAAUUCUACAGGGGCUGCAAGAAGUGUAUUCUGCAAGCUCUAAUGUGGUGCAGGUUGGCACCGCAUCAUCAGGAUCCACUGAGAGGUCAUCUACUACCGCCUUUGCUCCUCCCACCAACCUCUAUCAAACGCCCGGUCCGGCAUCCUCCAUCAGCCAGCCCCCAGCCGCCUCCCUCCCGACGCCAACCAUUACGGUUAAGCAAGAAGUCAUAAGCCGGCCAGCUUCUCUACAGCUGCAUGUCCAGAUGAACGGCGAGGAGGCACCAGAGACCUACCCUUCGCUGCUACCAUCUCUGCUGCAACCGACGACUCCUAUUGUGGCUCUUCCGACUGUGACCCCUCUCCUUGAGGCCCCUCAUGCUCGGACUCCUCCCACAGUGGCUGUCAGUCAUUUGGAUCCAGUCAAGAUGGAGCGUUCGUCAGAAAAGCAACUUAUCCAAAUAGAUUCCGAUGAUGAACAUGAAGAACAUUUUUUCACCGAACCAAUGAAAGUAAAUAAGAGUGUAGGAAUUGGUUCUUUACCAUCUAAUGCAGCAGGGUUGGGUGACAAAGGGGAUGAUAGCGAUGAUUUAGUGGAGGUAAUGGAGACAUCCAAAACGGUGGUCAUUGACAUUGAUGAAUCCGAGAAUGAGGAACCACCUGAUAGUGGACCUUCAAAGGGACCAGGUCCACAAGAGGCACCUCAAAAGGGUGUCAGUGUGGAGUGCAGUUCUUCAAGCACACAGACUUAUCACCAACUCAAUCGAAUUAAGAGGCAAACUGAAAGUCCUGUGUCUGUAGCUGAAACCAGUAUUCCUCCAGUGGUUGUUGCGGUUUCGGAGAAGGAGGAGGAGGAGCCAUCUUUGGGGGCAUUUUCUAAUCACACAGCCUCCGUUCACGACCUUCACGUUCACAAGGGACUCUUGUACACGUGCUCUGCAGACAACACGGCGCGGGCUUACAGUCUGGCGAACAGGGAAUGCCAAGCAGUGUUUGAGGGUCACACAAGCAAAGUCAACAGUUUGCUGGUCUCUUCCUAUCUCAACAUGCCGGCACGACUGUACACCGGGUCCAGUGAUCAGACCAUUCGCUGCUACAGUUUAAAGUCUAAAAAAUGUCUGGAAACUAUCACUCUACCUGACCGAGUGCUGUGCUUGCAAACUGCCUGGAACAUUCUGUUUGCUGGCCUUGCUAAUGGAUCAGUUGCCAGCUUUGAUUUAAAGACUCUGAAACCACUGAAUGUGUUCGAGUGCCACGGCCCCCGUGGGGUCAGCUGCCUGGGCACGGCACAGGAGGGUGCUCGCCGAGUGCUGCUGGUGGGUUCCUACGACAGCACCAUCAGCGUACGGGACGCUAAGAGCGGUUUGCUGCUGCGCUCACUGGAAGGUCACACCAAGACGGUUCUCUGUAUGAAGGUGGUGAACGAUCUGGUGUUCAGCGGCUCCAGCGACACGUCUGUUCAUGCACACAACAUCCAUACGGGCGAGUUGAUACGGAUCUACAAGGGUCACGGUCACGCUGUCACAUCCAUUGUCAUCCUGGGGAAAGUGAUGGUGACCGCCUGUCUGGACAAGCUGGUUCGAGUAUAUGAGCUCCAGUCCCAUGACCGCUUGCAGGUGUACGGUGGUCACAGUGACAUGGUGAUGUGCAUGGCUGUCCAUAAGAGUGUGAUCUACACAGGCUGUCAUGAUGGAAGCAUCCAAGCUGCCAAACUCAACCUGAUGAAGAACUACCGCUGCUGGUGGCAAAAUUGCUCUCUGAUUUUCGGCAUGGCAGAACAUAUCGUCCAACACCUUGUAGGAGACCACACCAACCCCACUCUGGAGACAGUCAAAUGUCGCUGGAAGGGCUGCAAUGCUUUUUUCUCCACACAGCAGGAGGUCAAGCAGGAUCUUCCUAAGCACAUGCAGACACAUGUGAAUACGGAGAGCAAGAUGUGAGUGAGGACUAACUGAUGCAGCAUUUUCUUCUCAUUUUUCAAUCCCAUGAUUUUGAACUCCCCUCCUCAUAACAAACACAUGUUGAAAUCAGUUUCGUUCCGUGUCGGGCAAAAGGGCGAAAUUGCUCUUAAUAAUGUCGACCGAUUUAUGUAUUGAGUACAUAAGUAGUGCAUAUUAGUGUGCAAUUUACAUGUACAUAAACAACAGCUUGUCUUUUUAGGAAUAAAAGAUACAAAGAAAAAGCUGGAACAUCACAGAUUUUUUUUAUUUUUAAUUCCUUUUGUCAUAUAUCACCUGAAUUAAAUCAAUAACAUAACAGCUCCUAAUCGUGACAUCCACUUCCUUUUAAGACUUGAUGUGGAGAUGAUUAAGAAUACAUGGUCAGCUGAAGCCACUAAAAGAGAACAAUAGAAACAUCACCCAACAGUAUUUGCUCUUCAUAAACAAACACACGCAAACACAGGAAAAAGUACCGUCUGUUCUCACACAUGGAAUGAGAGUUUAAAAAAGCAUUGGUCUAACCUCCAGCACAUUGAGCUUGAUCAAUCCAUCUCCGUCCUUGUCAAAAGCAUGAAAAGCCCCUGCAGGAAACACUACAUUACACUAAGUACAGUUGCAACAUAUUCAUAUGUGUACAAUAACAUGCAGUAUACUUACUGAACAUUCCCUCCAGUCUGACAAAACAGCAGAUGUAACUAUCAAAGUCGAUGUUGAGGUGUUGGUUGGCGUAGCGCAUGGCGAUAAUGUCAUACAACUGUUUGUUCAGGUGGAAGCCUUAAACAGGAAGAAGUGUAACUCUGCAUAUCAUAAGUAGAUACUUUGGAUGCAAAUAUGUCCUCUCGUGGCUGUGUGCAUUAUAGGAGUCAAUGCAUAGACUAGGAAGCCGUGGUCAUAUUGUAUGUGCACGUUAUUAUGAAUUUGGCACCAAAUUGAACAUUUUUUUUUGUCACCUGCUUCAUUAACAGCAUUUCGCAUUUCAAAACUACUGAUGGCUUCGCUUUGGUCUUUGUCGUAAUGUUUGAAGAUCACCUGCAAACAGUCAAUGGAAAUGACAAGCCAUGGAUAAUGGACAAAUGCAAUAAAAAAAUAGCA
This is a messenger RNA of Doryrhamphus excisus (bluestripe pipefish), 4954 nucleotides long. Its product is annotated as zinc finger protein 106-like. The record is from RefSeq and is a predicted model, not a curated record. Gene Ontology annotation, molecular function: RNA binding; SH3 domain binding. Gene Ontology annotation, biological process: insulin receptor signaling pathway. Lineage: Eukaryota; Metazoa; Chordata; Actinopteri; Syngnathiformes; Syngnathidae. Gene Ontology annotation, cellular component: membrane; cytosol.